GAAAUCACUAGUUAUCAAUCAAUCUCUCAUUAAAUAACAAUACAUAGUAUAAAAUAACUUACUAUCAUUUUUUAUCUGUGCUCUUUCCGGUUAUUUUUUAUCUAUUUAAUUAUAUCGGAAUGGCUGGCACUACAGGAAAAGUUAUCAAGUGUCGCGCAGCAGUAGCCUGGAAAGAAAAAGAACCAUUAUCUAUUGAAGAAAUCGAAGUUGCACCACCAAAAGCUCAUGAAGUGAGAAUUAAAGUUAUAGCUGUUGCCUUGUGUCAUACCGAUGCUUAUACUUUAUCUGGAGCAGAUCCUGAAGGAAUAUUUCCUUGUGUUCUCGGUCAUGAAGGUAGCGGUAUUGUUGAGAGUGUUGGAGAAGAUGUUACUGAAUUCAAGCCGGGUGAUCAUGUUGUACCUUUGUAUAUUCCUCAAUGUAGAGAAUGUAAAUUUUGCAAAUCUCCAAAAACUAAUUUAUGCAGCGUUAUUCGUUUAACUCAAGGAAAAGGGCAAAUGCCUGAUGGAACUUCCAGAUUUACAUGCAAAGGAAAAACUUUAGCACAUUUCAUGGGCUGUUCGACAUUUUCUGAAUACACUGUUGUAGCAGAUAUUUCAUUAGCCAAGAUUGAUCCUGCUGCACCUUUAGACAAAGUUUGCUUGUUGGGAUGUGGAGUUUCCACAGGUUAUGGAGCUGCUUUGAAUACUGCUAAAGUAGAACCAGGAAGCAAUUGUGCGAUUUGGGGUCUAGGUGCUGUAGGAUUAGCUGCUGCACUUGGCUGUAAAGCUGCUGGUGCUUCACGUAUUAUUGGCAUUGAUGUUGAUGAAUCUAAGUUUGAAAAAGGAAAAAUCUUUGGAUGCACUGAAUUUAUCAAUCCAAAAAAACUGACCCGUCCAAUAACUGAGGAGUUAAUUGAAUUAACAGAUGGAGGAUUAGAUUAUACAUUUGAAUGUGUUGGAAAUGUAGUAACUAUGCGCCAAGCAUUAGAGUCUUGUCAUAAAGGUUGGGGCACUUCAGUCAUUGUUGGUGUAGCAGCCGCUGGACAAGAAAUUAGUACUCGUCCAUUCCAAUUAGUCACAGGGCGAGUAUGGAAAGGUACCGCUUUUGGGGGAUGGAAAUCCAAAGAUAGUGUGCCAAAACUGGUUGAUGAAUAUCUGAAAAAGAAACUAAAUCUUGAUGAUUUUGUUACUCACCAAAUGCAAUUCGAUAAAAUUAACGAAGGUUUUGACCUACUUCAUGCUGGAAAAAGCUUAAGAGUGGUCCUAAAGUUCUAAAAAUGAGGAUAAUCCAAUGUUUACACUUUUAUAAAUGACAAUAUUUUUAUAAAUCUUAUUGACAUUUUCUUAUGUGUAUUUGAAAAUAAAGUUCAGUUAAUACUAAAUAAUAUUGAAUGUUUAUUGUUAUUAAGAUAUAUUUAUUAUGAUAUAAGCGAAAUCUCCAUCUAGACAUAAUAAAAAACUUAUAAGAAAUAAAGUCUUUCGAAAUGUAAAUUUUGUGGGGUAUAAAAACGGUAUCAUGUGGGUUUAACGAUACGAGCAUUUUACUACUUCAUCGUCGUUCUGUAAGUAAAAUACAAAAAAUAAUCACCAACAUGAACUUCAUUGUCUUCUGUUUGAUGAUAGUCCUCGUCGCUGUUUUGGCUCUUGCCAAUGCUGCUCCAGGCUGCAAUGAUUGCGACGGUGGAAGCCUUGUCAAUGUUUCUCCAGCUCUUGCUACUGCUGUUGGACUAAAUGUACUUUCAGGAUAAAUGAAAUUAGAUAAAUUUAGCUAGAAGAAUUUAUUAAUAAUUAUUACAUCAAACAAUUCGUACCUAACAAAUGCAGAAAUGUCAAAGUUGGAAUUUUCAUUAUUUAAAUGAUUCACAACAGUAUUGUAUGUUCACUAAAUUUUCAAACGCCCAGGAUCCACCAAAUCAAAUAGUACAACAAAUAUACAACAGUUCACAUCAAAAAGUUUUAUCCUGCAAUAGACAUAGACACAACACAUAUGACUGCUAUCAUAAAUAAUUCAUUUAAAUUUUGGAAAUAACACUGCAUUACGAAAAUUAGGCGAAAAAUAAACAAACUUUUUUAACAAAAAAAA
Molecule: messenger RNA, 2061 nt
Organism: Chelonus insularis
Lineage: Eukaryota; Metazoa; Arthropoda; Insecta; Hymenoptera; Braconidae
Gene: Fdh
Product: alcohol dehydrogenase class-3 Fdh
Exons: 9
Coding region: 120-1253 (377 amino acids)
Biological process (GO): formaldehyde catabolic process
Cellular component (GO): cytosol
Molecular function (GO): S-(hydroxymethyl)glutathione dehydrogenase [NAD(P)+] activity; zinc ion binding
Source: RefSeq, a predicted model, not a curated record